AUGGAGGAUCCUAUAUGGGAGGCCCACAAGGCCGUCAUCAAGCUAUUGUAUAUUGAAGAGAAUAAGACUCUCAAAGAUGUUAUGCGUAUCAUGAAGACCGACUAUAACUUUUACCAGACGGAAAGUGCAUAUAUAACACAGCUGGGAAAAUGGGAUUUCAAAAAAUACAGCAAUCGGGAAACAUGGAAAUACAUCAAGCAUAGGUUCAAGAAAAAUGGAGUGGAAACUGAUGUGAUCAUUAAAGGAAGGCUGCAGCCAAAGGCGAAAGUCAGACGGGAGAUCAAUAGACAAGCAUUUGAGCGCGCGAUAGACCACUUUCGUUCCGUUUCGUCUCCGAGGACUCCUCCAGGAGUGAUUGUAUGUUCCCCAGGCCUAAGCAUCAUGCCGCUACAAAGAAUAUCAAACCUGCCCUGGAUGAAUUUCUCUCGCCAUUUUCCUUUCCAUCUCUACCCUGAAAGCCUUUCGGAUCUAUUUGGUGUUACAGCUUCUGUAUUAGACACUGUCAAACGUCUUUUCCCCGAGAUAGAUCAAGAGAUCGUUCGGACCUUACAAUCUGAAUCUCCAGACUUUGUCGGGCUGAGGAAGGAGCAGCAAGCACGUAGAGUUGUGUCUACUCUUGGAAGUGCGACUGAGUACAGCCUGGAACAAUUUCUUCGAAUAACCAUGUUUUUUCUUUCCAAUAAGCUCCCCAUCAAUGGACAGAGUCAAAGCCUUGACCAAGAAAAGUGGGUUGCGGAAGAGGAUCAGCUCAUUCUCAAGCUUCUUGAAGUCUCUGGAUUGUCCAGCGCCAUCAUCAGUCAACACUUGUUUUCAAGCCCAUACGUCUCUGCUCGCGCUAUUUCAGAGAGGUUAUUUCAAUCUGCAAUUCGAUUGCAUGACCUGAAGACAGUCAAAGCGAUGCUCCAAGGUGGAAUGAACUCUGGCCUUCCCAUUCCUUCAUUCAAAUCUGGGAAAUGCGUGCUUGUAUCGCCGCUGGAGUUUGCCGCAAGUCUUGGACCCACAAAAACUGCAAUUGAAUUGACCAAACUUUUGCAAUCUUUUGAUGCUAAGAUCGAUGACUUCAAAUUGAAACCUGUCCUUCAAACUGUCAUUGAAGCAAUGAGAAAUAUUUCACAGUCCUUGGAAUCCGCGGAUUCCCUCUCUUCAAUCGAGACUUCUGCAAUUGAUAAUAGCAUGGAGCUUCUUCAGUUGAUUCUGAUAUGUCAACCAGAUCUACAAGCUCGAAUAUGCCAACCUGGAAAUUCCGGUUCAAGUCUCACUGUCCUUGGUCUUGCUGUAAGCCUGGGGCUGCUGGAAGCUGCAAAGUUGCUGAUCAGAUUUGGUGCAGAUCUAUAUGCAACUCAAAUAACUUAUCUCGACAGUGAUUGUCCUGAUUUUGAAACCAAUAUCUUUGGUUUGGCUUCAAAGCGAGGCGAUGUCACCAUGAUGCGAAUGCUUUUAGACUCUAUGAGCAUGAUUCAACCUCAAAACCCGGCAUCUGAUGAUUUUGUCAAGUCUCUCGUUCUUGCAGUGACAUUUGGGCGUGAAGGUGCCGUAAAGUUUCUCUUGCAGAAAGGUGUCACCGUUCGAGAUGCUGAUGCCUUUCUCAGGAGGCGGGAGCCGGGCCAGCGAACGCUUUUUGCUAGAGCCCUCACUCAAAGGAACCAGGGACUAAACUCAAUCCUAAUGGCAGCGGAUGCCGAAAUGGACGACAUUGCUGUAAAAGACUAUCGCAGCCUUGAGCUUUUUCACUGCAUCAAUCAGAAUGAUUAUGAAAGAGCAAAGACCAUGCUAGUCUUGGGAGCUUCACCACACAACUUGUUCGAUGGUUUUCCUGAGAGUCCCCUUAGUGCGGCCAUUGCACAAGGAAAUAAAGACCUUAUUGGGAUCCUCAAAGUUGCACUUGUUAAAGCUGAAGGGCUUUGCAUUCCAUAUAUCCCCAACGAGCCAACAGCAUCGUUCCUGGAGAUGAUAGAGUUUCUUCCGACUAUCCUACUCAACAAUGGCCAACAGAUACUGACCUGUGCCAUUCUCCAGGACAAUCAGGAUGGACUGGUAGAUUUCUUGUUAGAUCGUUCUGUGGAUCAGCAGAGAGUGAGACCUGCUUUGCUCAGGCAUUUUGACAAUUUGUCAGAGAGUUUGAAUCUACCAGAAUGUCGGAGUCCACUGGAGGCAGCACUCACCCAACGAAAUAUGACAUUGGCACGAAAGCUGAUUCACAGAGGGGCACCUGUCACCGAAAUGGAGCUAAAUGCAAUUGUCUGGCAAGCUGUAUUGACUGACGAUGAUAGCCAGGCACCCACAGCAAUGGGAAUGGCUGUUCUUUGGGGGAAGAACAAUCUCGUCAAUGCUCUCCUACAGUCCGGAGUCAGUCCAAAGGGCCUUGUUCAUAUUACUGAUCCUCCGGAAGAGGAUGAGGAGCUCAUAUUCCAGACAACGGGCUGGUGGCACUUAGAGCCCGAGGAGGUUGCAUCAUCGGUCCUUCAGAUAGCAGCGUCAAAAGGAGAGCCAUCCGUCUUAAAGCUUCUCCUUGAUUCAGUCGAUUGGUCGGAAAGGGACAAAAGCAUUGCUCUGACCACAUCUGUGUUUUGGGGAAACUAUCAUCUUUUGCCUGGCUUGAUAGCCGCAGGCGCGCAUGUGAACCAAGGAAUGCUGGAGACAUCAGCAGCUUUCGAUAAGGUGAACACGGAAAUGCUACCUCUCCAAAUUGCCGUAAAUGUUCAGAAUAUUGACUUAGUCAAGUUUCUUAUCAAAAUCGGGGCAAAGGUCAAUCAGCUCGAAGCCGGAGUCGGUGGCAGGACUCCCUUACAGACAGCAGCGAAAGUCCGCAAUGUAGAACUUAUACGACUGCUUCUGGAAAAUGGCGCAGAAGUCAACCACCUACCGGCUGCUCAUUCUGGUGCUACUGCAUUGCAAUACGCUGCAAUUGAAGGCCAUCUUGAUGUUGUUGGCCUUCUUUUGGAUUGCGGUGCAGAUCCAAAUGCCUCUGGAUCAUGGAGCUUUGGAAGAACAGCACUGGAAGGCGCGGCGGAGGGUGGGCAUAUUGAUACUUUGCAGCUUUUGCUCAACAGGGGAGCCAGUGUGAAUGGCCCUUCUCGAGUUCAGUUUGUACGAAGUGUAAAGCUGGCUGAGAUGAAGGGUCAUCUUGCUGCCGGUUCGUUUCUAAAAGCAUCCUGUGAGUGGACACAAGCGGAUCAAGCUUUUUAUGAGCAUCAAAGGUUCGACGAGGAGGAGCAGUUCAGUCGUUUGAUCUAG
Molecule: messenger RNA, 3234 nt
Organism: Penicillium malachiteum
Lineage: Eukaryota; Fungi; Ascomycota; Eurotiomycetes; Eurotiales; Aspergillaceae
Exons: 7
Coding region: 1-3234 (1077 amino acids)
Molecular function (GO): protein binding
Source: RefSeq, a predicted model, not a curated record